Brassica oleracea var. oleracea is the source of this 480-nucleotide messenger RNA. RefSeq lists its product as uncharacterized. The record is from RefSeq and is a predicted model, not a curated record. Bases 118 to 480 code for a protein of 120 amino acids. The transcript has a single exon. Lineage: Eukaryota; Viridiplantae; Streptophyta; Magnoliopsida; Brassicales; Brassicaceae.
ACUGAAACCUUCUUUUAAUGCGAAACAAGUUUCAAGUCUCUCAUAUUAUACUUCACUAUAUAUAAACUGUCUAUGCACUUCUUAUCCUCAUAGAAACAGCAAGAGAAGACAGAAGCGAUGAAGGUUUCCAUAAGCAUCAUCGUUGUCCUCUUCUUUGCGACCUUCGUCGCCAUCUCUGCUGCCCCUUCCCAUGAAACUUGCAUAAGAAGAAACAUCGACAGGUCGCAACCACCUAGCUCUUCACUCGAAACCAAGACGGCAUCAAGAUUUAUCACUCUUGCGGAAAUGAUAUGCAGAGACAUGGCUCGUUCAGUCAUGUUCCAUGUGAGGAUCACCGGAAAAUUCCCAUCUCAAUAUGUAGAGGCGAUGUGCAAUGUGUUUGGAGAUGAUGAGAAGAAAGUGAAGGAGUAUGUUGAGAAGAUAUGGUUGGGACUGGGAGGUCCGAAGCUCGCGUCUAGUUUAUCUUGUGUCUUUCAUUGA